This is a messenger RNA of Penicillium odoratum, 2037 nucleotides long. RefSeq names its product putative alpha-L-rhamnosidase B. Gene Ontology annotation, biological process: carbohydrate metabolic process. NCBI's taxonomy places the organism in Eukaryota, Fungi, Ascomycota, Eurotiomycetes, Eurotiales, Aspergillaceae. The coding region runs from base 1 to 2037 and encodes 678 amino acids. The record is from RefSeq and is a predicted model, not a curated record. The transcript is spliced from 3 exons.
AUGCGACGCGCAUUUUGGCUUAGCCUCCUAGGAGCAUGCUCUACCAUACCCCAGGUUCAAGCUGAAACAUGUUGGCGAAAUACCACUUGCUCCGGUCCCACGACAGCCGCUUUCAGUGGAGUGUGGGAUAAAAACAUAUACGCGCCAUCGUCCCGAACAGUCAAGCCUGUGUCCACCCUUUCCGAUUUGAAGAAUGACGCUACAACUAAUAGCGCCCACCCCGCGACGGCAACUCUUCAUGGCAAUGGCUCCCUCGUGGUAUUCGACUUCGGCCUAGAAGUAGGUGGCAUCAUGCACAUUGACUACACCGCUACCGGCAGUGGCGCUCUGGGAAUCGCCUUCUCAGAAGCGAAGAACUGGAUCGGGGAAUGGUCCGAUAGUUCCAACGCUCUGUAUCAUGAUGGUGCUUUAUACGACAAUUUCACAUCUGGCUCUCAGUCCUAUGUCAUGCCCGACCCCAAGCUCCGGGGUGGAUUUCGGUACUUGACUCUCUUCUUGAUUACGGAUGAUGCUGCAACGGUUAAGAUUGAGGAUAUGCAUGUUGAGUUGGCAUUCCAUCCGACAUGGUCGAAUCUGCGGGCAUAUCAGGGAUACUUCCACUGCAGUGAUGAGCUUCUCAAUCGUAUUUGGUACAGUGGUGCCUAUACGCUGCAGACAAAUCAGGUCCCCGUUGAUACUGGACGAAUUACCUCUGGUCUCAAGUCUGGAUGGCUAAACAAUGGCACUUUGGGAUCGGGAGACACGAUAAUUGUUGAUGGGGCCAAGCGCGAUCGCGCAGUGUGGCCUGGUGAUAUGGGUAUUGCUGUUCCAUCAACGCUUGUCAGCCUGGGCGAUUUGGAUAGUGUUAUGAACGCAUUGCAGAUUAUGUAUGAUACUCAGGACAAGACAACAGGCGCGUUUGAUGAGUCAGGGCCACCUCUCAGCCAAACUGGGUCAGACACUUAUCAUAUGUGGUCAAUGAUUGGUACCUACAAUUAUGUUUUGUACACAAACGAUACGGAGUUUUUGCUGAAGAACUGGGAUGGGUAUCUUCUUGCCAUGGAUUUCAUUUAUGGGAAAGUGACCUAUGCCAGUGGACUCCUGGAUGUGACUGGUAUCCGUGACUGGGCUCGUUGGCAGCAAGGGUACAAUAACACAGAAGCACAGAUGAUUCUCUACCAUACUCUAAACACUGGUGCAUCUCUCGCUUCGUGGGCCGGAGACACAACAGGCCUCGCCAGCACCUGGGUUUCCCGAGCAGAGAAAUUGAAAGAAGCCAUCAACACCUACUGCUGGGAUGAGUCGUACGGAGCAUUCAGAGACAACGCGACUGACACUACCUUGCAUCCCCAAGACGCGAAUAGCAUGGCUAUUCUGUUCGGCGUUGUUGACUCCGACCAGGCCCAACGUAUCUCUGACAACCUGGUCAAGAAUUGGACACCAAUUGGAGCUGAGUCUCCAGAGCUACCAGAAAAUAUCGUUUCUUUCAUAUCAUCCUUCGAGAUCCAAAGUCAUUUCCUUGUUCAGAAUCCGUCCAGGGCAUUAGACCUCAUUCGCCGGAGCUGGGGCUGGUAUAUCAACAAUGAGAAUGGAACAGAGUCUACCGUCAUCGAGGGAUACCUUGUUAAUGGGACAUUUGGAUACCGAAGCAGUCGUGGGUAUGGUUAUGAUGCUUCUUACGUCUCCCACGCUCAUGGCUGGUCCUCUGGCCCAACAUCCGCACUAACCAACUACGUUGUUGGCCUCUCUGUCACCUCCCAGUUGGGAUUGACGUGGGAUAUUUCGCCACAAUUCGGAGAUCUUGAGUACGCCGAGGCGGGCUUUGUGACGUCUCUUGGGAAGUUCCAAGCAGGUUGGACGAAGAAGUCUGGUGGGUAUGCAUUGGAUUUCACAGUUCCGAAGGGGACAACUGGGAAUGUCACACUUCCGUAUGUUACAUCAUCGAAGAAGCCUUCGAUCAUCCUCGAUGGUGCCUUAGUGAAGAAGGGCGUGGUGUAUGCGGAUAGCAAAGCGACAUUUGCAGUUGGAGGUGGCUCUCACAAGAUUGUCGUGACGUAA